ACCAGCAAAGCCAUGGCUACUGCACCAUCUCCCACUGGUUCUACCACCACAAUGGGCACUUACUCUUCUCUGAUUAUCUCCACCAAUUCCUACUCCGCGUUCCUCCCAAACAAAUCCCAACUUUCCUUCUCUGGAAAAAGAAAGCACUACAUUUCCCGUAGAUCAUCAAUCUCGUGCAAAGCCACAAACCCUAAUAAUAAUGAGAAACAGAACCAACCAGAGCAAUCAUCUAAUUUGUUGGGAAAGUUGGACAGGAGAAAUGUCCUAAUUGGCCUCGGCGGCCUCUACGGCGCCACCACCCUUGCCCAGAAACCAUUGGCCUUCGCCACCCCGCUGGCCCCACCUGACCUAACCAAGUGCACACUGGCCGAAAUCACCACCGGAGGUGAAACUGUGGCAUGCUGUCCACCGGUCUCCACAAAGAUCAAAACCUUCACUCUGGACCAGUCUAUCCCACUGCGGACGAGGCCUGCCGCCCAUCUGGUCACGGACGAGUACUUGGCCAAGUUCAAGAAAGCUCAAGCCCUCAUGCGUGCCUUACCCGAAGACGACCCGCGUAGCAUGGUUCAACAAGCCAAAGUUCACUGUGCUUACUGCAAUGGUGCUUAUCCACAAGUAGGGUUUCCGGACAUUGACAUCCAAGUCCAUUUCUCCUGGCUUUUCUUUCCCUUCCACCGCAUGUACUUGUAUUUCUACGAGAGAAUCCUUGGCAAGCUCAUUGAUGACCCAACUUUUGCUCUCCCAUACUGGAAUUGGGACUCUCCCGAUGGCUUUCCAAUUCCCGACAUUUAUACUGACACCACCUCCCCACUUUACGAUCAGUACCGUCACGCCGGACACCAGCCCCCUGUGCUGGUGGACCUCAGCUACGGUGGAACCGAUGAUGACGUGGACGACCAGACAAGAAUAGAUGAGAAUCUAGCCAUCAUGUACCGGCAAAUGGUUUCCGGUGCCAAAACACCGGAUCUAUUUUUCGGCCACGAAUACAGGGCAGGGGAAACAACGACAGGGAAAUACGCUGGCACCAUUGAGAACAAUCCUCACAAUAACAUCCAUCUUUGGUGCGGUGACCCGAACCAGCCCAACAAGGAGGACAUGGGCAACUUCUACUCAGCCGGUCGGGAUCCUCUGUUUUACGCCCACCAUUGCAACGUGGACCGCAUGUGGAACAUUUGGAAAACCCUCGGAGGCAAGCGCAAGGACCCUACCGACACCGAUUGGCUCGAUGCUGAGUUUCUGUUCUACGACGAAAACGCCGAGCUUGUGAGCUGUAAGGUUCGGGACAGCAUCCAUCCUGCGAAAGAUCUUCGCUAUACUUACGAGCCUGUUAGUGUUCCGUGGCUGUUCUCGAAGCCAACAGCUCGUAAGCCGAGGAACAAAACCAAAGCCAAGGUGUCGGCUACUCAGCUGACAACCAAGUUCCCUGCAACGUUUGACUCGAAGACGACAGUGGAGGUAGCGAGGCCAAAGCCGAGGAAGAGGACCAAGAAGGAGAAGAGCAACGAGGAGGAGGUGCUGAUCAUCAAGGAUAUUGAGUUUGAAAGCAACGAGGCUGUGAAGUUCGAUGUGUUUAUUAAUGACGAUGCUGAGUCGCUGAGUCGAAAGGACAAGUCAGAAUUUGCCGGUAGUUUUGUGCACGUGCCGCAUAACCAGAAGACUGGUACGAAGACGAAGACGAAUCUGAAACUGGGGAUCACGGACUUAUUGGAGGAUUUGGGUGUGGAGGAUGAUAGCAGUGUGCUGGUGACGUUGGUACCUAGGGUUUCCAACUCGCCAAUCACCGUUGGUGGGUUUAAGAUCGAGUAUUCUUCUUGAUCGUUAAGUAUCCCGGCACCUGAUUAAUUAAUUAAAUAAUGUCGGUAUGUUAAUGUGUUUCCAGAAUCAUGGCCUACGUUCAUGCAUGCAUGCAUGCGUUGUCCUUGUGUUAUUUAAUGUGAUGUGUACCAGUGAUUUGGAUCGGAAGCCAUGCAAUUGUAUUUCCUGGCUUUUCCAAACACGUCGUACAAGUUUGUUUAAUUAAUAUUCCACUGUACUUACUUGUAUGUGGAAUUCGUACGUAAUUGUAUUUGGUUCAUCAAUAAAAUUUAAGGUCAAUGUGUUGGAAUAUGUUUA
Malus domestica (apple) is the source of this 2112-nucleotide messenger RNA. Its product is annotated as polyphenol oxidase latent form, chloroplastic. The record is from RefSeq and is a predicted model, not a curated record. NCBI's taxonomy places the organism in Eukaryota, Viridiplantae, Streptophyta, Magnoliopsida, Rosales, Rosaceae. Gene Ontology annotation, molecular function: catechol oxidase activity. Gene Ontology annotation, biological process: pigment biosynthetic process.